UUCCGUGACCAGCCCAAUUUGAAUGACCCACUUUCGAAAACUGUCUACUAAGAAACAGAGGAUUUGCAGGGAAAAAGCGAGAAAAUCGACGAGAAACUUAAAGAAAAUCCAAAAAUCAAAGCAAGAAAUCUUUCAUUCUUGAAAUCACUUUCCAAGCAAGUGAAUCUUCCAUUCCCACAAAAAUCAAGAAUGGCGAUGCAAGCUGGUCGUCUGAUUCAAGAUCAAAACUUUAAUGUUCACUACAAUGGUGCUUCUGUUGGGGGAAAGACCAAUGUCCAUAAAGCAGAGAGGAAAGGAGGGCUUGGUGCAAGGAAACCACUUAGUGAUUUAUCAAACUCAGAGAAGCCUGUUCUAAAUCGGGCACCGAAAAAGCAAACUUCGAAGAAUGUCACUUUUAUUGAUGAACAUUCUGGUGCCUCUAAAAUCAGAGAUGUUACAAACAAAAAGACAAGCAUCUCUAAAGCCUCAGCGAAGUUGCAGACGGGUAGCAGGAAAGCGCUUUCUGACAUUUCAAACUCUGGCAAGGCAGAUCUGCAUGCUGAGGCACUAAACAAGAAUCUUAACCUGAAGCUCGGUGUUGUGGCAGAGAAACCACUUCAUCAUGUCAGUGCUAUUGCUGAAGAACGAUUUCUGCACAAUCAUCAAGAGUGCAUUAAAGCACAGACUAAGUCUAUGGACAUGGAUGAAUUUCUGAAGACAGUUGGACUAGACAAUGAUCAUUCGAAAUACCUAGCAACUCCAUGUGCACCAUCAGUGUCAAGAAAAUUGAAGAUUCAGCCUGAAAACUCUCUGAAGAAGUACCACCUUGAAUUGGAAGAUAUGGCUGAGCAGCUGAUUGAAGAUGGAGGAUCUUCUUGGAAGCAUGAGCUGUUGUCAAGCAGGCCUGCCUCUCCACCACCUCCUUGCAUGACCCCAAAAUCACCCAGUUAUUCCACACUCUGGAAAGACUGCGACUUCAUCAACUUUAAGUUGAUGGAGACUCCAGAAUUGCCAAGGCAUUGAACUGGUUUCCCUUGUGUAGAAUGGCUGUUCCGUUGGUGUAAAAAUUCUGUGGCAAGAAUAUGUUGUUUUGGAUUGUAAUGAAGACUUUCAAAUCCCAUACUCUUCUUUUACCUGCUAGAAUGUUGAACUUCACUGUUUUAGUGUGUUGUGCACUAUUUUAGUGUAAACCAAGAACGGAUAUUUUUUGCUUAGCUGUUUAGAAA
Alnus glutinosa is the source of this 1205-nucleotide messenger RNA. RefSeq lists its product as uncharacterized. NCBI's taxonomy places the organism in Eukaryota, Viridiplantae, Streptophyta, Magnoliopsida, Fagales, Betulaceae. The record is from RefSeq and is a predicted model, not a curated record. Gene Ontology annotation, biological process: regulation of mitotic cell cycle. Bases 190 to 1002 code for a protein of 270 amino acids. The transcript has 5 exons.